Recurvomyces mirabilis is the source of this 519-nucleotide messenger RNA. It is a transcript of the gene VPS68, whose product is annotated as Vacuolar protein sorting-associated protein 68. NCBI's taxonomy places the organism in Eukaryota, Fungi, Ascomycota, Dothideomycetes, Mycosphaerellales, Teratosphaeriaceae. The coding region runs from base 1 to 519 and encodes 172 amino acids. The transcript is spliced from 3 exons. Gene Ontology annotation, cellular component: fungal-type vacuole membrane; Vps55/Vps68 complex. Gene Ontology annotation, biological process: late endosome to vacuole transport via multivesicular body sorting pathway; protein targeting to vacuole. The record is from RefSeq and is a predicted model, not a curated record.
AUGGAAUCAGGCGACCGACUCUUCCGCUUCCCCAAGCCCCAAUGGCUCAACAGCGCCAACACGCGCACAGCAGGCGUCUACUCUGCUGGAGCCUUGUUCUCCAUUGCCCUCUUCAUUCUCAUCGACGCCGCCACCUUCUCCAAAUCCAACCUUAACGGCUCCGACUUCCACGUCAACUUCGUCGACUGGAUCCCGGGUAUCUUCUCCGUCUUGGGCAUGCUCGUCAUCAAUAGUAUUGAUAAGAGUCGGCUCAGUGCGGACAACUUCUCCUACAGCGGUGAUGGUGUGGCGUGGAAGGCUCGGGUUGUGCUGUUCAUGGGAUUUGCGGCUAUGGCGGGCGGAUUGGCCGGAGGCGUGACGGUCAUGGUCUUAAAAUAUGUUGUUCCCGGCGCGAAUUGGCCGGCCAUGUGGUUUGGGGUGGCGAAUGUGGUUGCUAAUGCUAUGAUUAUGUUGAGCUCGGUCGUGCUUUGGGUCAGCCAGAACAUGGAGGACGAUUAUACUUACAAUUUGGCACUAUGA